GGGCUGAGCCCACACCCGGCUGGGCUCUGGCGGCUGGAGGAUGAGUAGCUGAUGCCUGGAGCUCCGGCCGGGUAGGAGGAUGCUCCUGAGCCGGCUCUAUCUGGGACGGUCGCGGCUGCUGCCGACGAUCCGAGCCCGCGAUCAUUCGUGUCCGAGGCCACUGCCACCUGCACCCCAGGUUUUAUAUAUGAAACUGUAUGGAAAUCCAAAAUAUUACCAAGCCCUCUAUUAUGGAACAGUGUUGCCACCUGAUGAAAUAACAGUCAGUUAUAGACAUGGCCUUCCCUUGGUGACAGUGACUUUGCCAUCCAGAAAAGAGCGCUGUCAGUUUGUCGUCAAGCCAAUGGUGUCAACAGUUGGCUCCUUCCUUCGGGACUUACAAAAUGAAGACAAAGGCAUCAAAACUGCGGCCAUCACCACACCAGAAGGCAGUGAGAUUCCAGCCUCAACGUUGAUGGACACUUUGCUAAUGAGAGAUUAACUCGUCGUUAACGAACUAACAUAUGACGUUCGGUGUCACAAGAAAGAAAAACCAAGUGCCGAGCACACGACUGAGAUGGAAAACAUGAAAUCUCUGGUUCACAGACUAUUUACAGUCCUGCACUUAGAGGAAUUUCAGAAGAAAAGAGAGCGUCACCUGCUGGCAAAGAUUGACCACCUGAAGGAACAGCUGCAGCCCCUGGAGCAGGUCAAAGCUGGAAUAGAAGCUAGGUCAGAAGCCAAAACCAGCGGACUCCUGUGGGCUGGCUUAGCCCUGCUUUCCGUUCAGGGAGGGGCACUGGCCUGGCUUACAUGGUGGGUGUACUCCUGGGAUAUCAUGGAACCAGUCACCUUCUUCCUUACAUUUGCAAAUUCCAUGGUCUUUUUUGCGUACUUCAUCAUAACCCGACAGAACUAUACCUACUCAUCCCUUCAGAGCAGGCAGUUUCUUCAGUUCUUCCACAAGAAAUCGCAGCAACAGUGUUUUGAUGUGGAGCAAUACAACAAGCUAAAGGAAGACCUCGCUGAGGCCACAGAAUCCCUAGAGACGGUGCGCCACGCCCUCUAUUUACGACUGCCAGGAGAGGAGCUCAAUGAGAAGAAUUAGUCCCAUGUUUUUAAACAUCCCGGGGCCACAAGCCGCUUUUGAAACUUACCAAUUGGACAUUUUCAAGGUCGUGUACAUUUCCAUUUGACAGCUUCAGAUGUUGUUUGGCUAAUAAACUUGUGUGGAGCAGA
Molecule: messenger RNA, 1218 nt
Organism: Arvicola amphibius (Eurasian water vole)
Lineage: Eukaryota; Metazoa; Chordata; Mammalia; Rodentia; Cricetidae
Gene: Mcub
Product: mitochondrial calcium uniporter dominant negative subunit beta
Biological process (GO): mitochondrial calcium ion homeostasis; calcium import into the mitochondrion
Cellular component (GO): mitochondrial inner membrane; uniplex complex
Molecular function (GO): calcium channel inhibitor activity
Source: RefSeq, a predicted model, not a curated record